This is a messenger RNA of Cottoperca gobio, 2563 nucleotides long. It is a transcript of the gene pi15a, whose product is annotated as peptidase inhibitor 15a. The transcript is spliced from 6 exons. Bases 148 to 927 code for a protein of 259 amino acids. The record is from RefSeq and is a predicted model, not a curated record. Lineage: Eukaryota; Metazoa; Chordata; Actinopteri; Perciformes; Bovichtidae. Gene Ontology annotation, cellular component: extracellular region.
AGUUUGCAAAGCGCAAAAACUUCUCACUGCCCUCCCUCUCUCCAUUACUGAGGCUUUAGAGGUGACACAGCCUGGACACGCAGGCACAAGGUAAAGAAAAGAUCACUCCGAGCUUCGGGAUAUUCUGCCAGUUUCAUAAAACCAAACAUGAAAGCUCAGCUAUUUGCCGUAGACUUAAUACUUCUGUGCAUAUCUUGCGGAGCAAGUGCAUUGGCAACGACUGUUCCUGCAGUGUCUGCGUUUCUGCCAGCAGCCAAUUUCACCGAUGCUGGCGCAGCGUCCAGCUAUGGAACAGACUCCACGAGCAUUUCUAAAACCAGGAGGAAGAGAUACAUCAGUCAGAACGACAUGCUCGCCAUUCUUGACUACCAUAACAAAGUGAGAGGGAAGGUGUUUCCCCCAGCAUCCAAUAUGGAAUAUAUGGUGUGGGACGACACCCUGGCUAAGACGUCUGAGGACUGGGCUCAUGCCUGCCUGUGGGAGCACGGGCCACCUCACCUCCUCAGGUUCCUGGGUCAGAACCUCUCGGUCAGGACAGGACGAUAUCGAUCCAUCCUGCAGCUGGUGAAGCCGUGGUACGACGAGGUCAAAGAUUACUCCUUCCCGUACCCCCGCGACUGCAACCCCCGAUGCCCCCUCAGAUGCUAUGGACCCAUGUGUACUCAUUAUACACAGAUGGUGUGGGCGACGUCCAACAAAGUGGGCUGUGCAGUCCACACGUGCCACAACAUGAACGUGUGGGGCUCAGUGUGGAAGCGGGCAACGUAUUUAGUUUGCAACUACUCACCCAAGGGUAACUGGAUCGGAGAGGCUCCCUACAAAGUAGGCGUCCCCUGCUCCGCCUGCCCCCCCAGCUAUGGGGGCUCCUGCAGCAACAACAUGUGCUUCCCUGCUCUGAAGACAAACUACCUGCACUGGUUCAAAUAAACACAGGUUUCCUCUGGACAUCAGCUGACAUCCCACAGAGACAUUAUUUCAAUCCCGUAAGGAUUUGCACAACAGUCGUGGACUAUUUUGUAUAUAUGAGUUUAUUUAAAGACACAAACAUACAUUUCAAGGCAGCAGACGAUUUUGAUGACUUGUAAAUAAUCUGUAAAUUAAUUUGUUACAUGAAUUUUCUAAUUGAUGAAAAAUAAUUUAUGUGUAGAAUGGGUCCUUAAACUACGAUGGCGUAUUAGGGCCAUUGUAAGUAAAACAAUAAAUAAAAAACGGAGCCGGGGGGGGGGUACUUUAAUUAUCUCUGAGAUUACAGUUGUAAAUCUAAGCGAACACAUUUUAAAAAACGAUGUUUUUCUCAUAAAUUUGUGACUUUAUUAUCUCAGAGAAUUUUCAAGUUUCUUUCUCCUAAAUUUGCGACGACAAUCUCGGAAAUUGUGAGCUUUUUCCUGUAACAUUACCGGCUCUGUGGUAUAUUUCUUAAACCUACAAUGGACAUUACACGCCGUCGUAACAAACGCAGUACAUACUGUAUUUGGUGCAUAUUUCACUAUGUUAUUUUAAUGUAGUCAUUAAGGACUUAACACGAUCACAGCUGCUCACUUUGGUGCUCUGGCAUCACACCUUCAUGUUGUGUGCGCUGCCUUCACAGGAAUGUUGUGAUAAUAAGAUGAAAAGCUUUUGACCUCAGAGGGUGAAACCUACACUGGCAGCUUUGUAGCCGCUGUAGGUAAAACUAACUUCAUGCUCGACACGAAUGCAAACUCCAUUUGAGUCCUUCAACAAAUCGGCAACAAUUUGUUGACAAAAGUGCACUUACUGUAAAAUAUCGGUCUUUAUCUGAACGCAUAGAUGACGCCUCUGUUGUCAAAAGUUAGUUCAACAUGUCGUGCAGUUUUAAUCUGACGUGUCACAGGUCAUAUGUCAUUUUAUAUUUAAGCUAAUGAGAGCACGUACAAUUCAUCUGACCCACAUAUCUGUUUCAUAAUCCAUCUUGUACACGGUGUAUUGGUAUAUUAUAUACCAUCAUAUUGAUAUAUUGGACAAAUCCAUUGUUUAUAUUUUUGUUAUGAUCACUGAUGUAGUUUGUUUUUGGAGUUAGGCACUCAAGUGCACCUUAAUUGUUUUAAAAUUUCCGAAAUACCAGGAAAUCCUUAUUGUUUUGUACAUGUAGAUAAUCAUUAUACCUUGACUAUCCUAAACAAGUAUACUGUAAGUUAUUCAUUUUUAUAUGGGAACAAAUAUUUAAUUGAUAUCGUUUUUUUUUAUUGUUUUGUAAAAGGAUUGUAAAUAUAUCUGAACGAUUAAAAAGUACUGAAUAUGGUUCUAUUGCAUGUGAACGUUUUUAAUGUUGACGGAAACGUGACAUAAUAUUGGCGAGUUAUUGCCUCAACACCUCUAACUUUGGCAAAUGUAUCAGAAUGUAUUUUCAAAUCAAAGUGUAAGUGAGACAAAUACAAAAAACUAAACAAGAAACGUUGCCAUUGGUGCAAACUUUAGUGGGAGAUAAUGCAUUACAAAAACAUAUCCCGCACUGACUGUAUUAAAAUCAACAACAAGCUAUUUAUGCAAUGAACUGCGCUUUUCCUCUUGUGUUUUAUAUUUGUAAUAAAAUGUUCUAUUUUGA